Molecule: messenger RNA, 5409 nt
Organism: Dromaius novaehollandiae (emu)
Lineage: Eukaryota; Metazoa; Chordata; Aves; Casuariiformes; Dromaiidae
Gene: SLC25A44
Product: solute carrier family 25 member 44
Exons: 5
Coding region: 1454-2395 (313 amino acids)
Biological process (GO): branched-chain amino acid catabolic process; branched-chain amino acid transport
Cellular component (GO): mitochondrion
Molecular function (GO): branched-chain amino acid transmembrane transporter activity
Source: RefSeq, a predicted model, not a curated record
CUUCAUAGCGGUGACAGAGCAGCAGCAGGUACAGUCUGCUUGCUAAUCCUCUGCUUUAAAUUCUAGGCAGAAACUCAAAAAAUGCUUUUCUAUUCCUGGUGAAAAGUCACCAUUCAUACAGAUUUAUUUAAAUUUACUGUUUAAGGCUGAAGCAGUUGAAGCGUUGGAGUACAGAAUAACGCCGUGGCCUGGGAAGGAAGCUGGUGUACUUGUAUUAUGUUUCAGAGGGCAGGUCUGUUCUUUUGUGACUUAGCAAUUACUUUUCUAUCAACCUCCCCAAAGUUACUGGAAAGACCAGCACAGACCUGCUGAAACUGGUUGCCACAGGAUCACUGGUCGGAGCAAGGCCCUAGAUUUAAUUUCUGCAGGAAUAAAUGCUUUGAGCAUAACUCUUGUCUUCAGCAGAGCAAGGAUUUUUGCCUGUGGUGAUCAAAUUAAAGCAUCCCUAGUGAGGCGAGGUACUCCUUCCCUCUUCUCCUCCCUUCAGGAUGAAUUUACUGCUUCAAUUGCUUGCGAGCCCUGGGAUUAAAGUGACAUCAUCUGUCUAAUUUAGCUCCUGAAUUAAGGUAGUUAUUAAUAAAAGUCCAAGGAAUACACUUAUUCCCCCAAGGAGGUUAUGGCUUAAAUUUUUGAAAACAAAGCACUAUAGUACCUAAAAUUACUAAUAAAGAAGUAUCCUUGACAUAUAUGUUCUUUUUUUCCUACUUUAAAGCCACGAGGAUUUUUCUUAGCAGGGACACCUUACCUUCUAGGUGCAGAGCUCUGGAUGUUUACGGUUCAGUUUUUGGGUGGCAGAGGAAUUUGGAAUAUAGAGUAAACCCUCAGGUUUCAUGAGGAAAUUGCCCUGGCCUGGCUUACAUUUAUGUUCUAUAAAAUAUUAAGCUAGUGGGACUCGUAGCAUGAAUGGAAUAAUGUUUUUAUAGGUGCUGUGGGCAGAUAAUUCCUGUAUAGGAAGCUUUAUACUGUCUAAUUAUGCCUGCAUUCGUGAAGCGGUAAUGCUUUAAUUAUAAUUAAAGCAAUACAACUUUUGUUUAGACAAGCCAUUAGCUUUGUUAUGCAUUAUCUGUCAAGUCAAUUGACUCUAACAAUGAAUUGCAGUUUUCUUUGUACUAGGUAAAAUAGGGUGUCCCCCUGCCCCUGCUCCAGUGGACCCAGGUGCCCUUUGAGUAUUUUUAACUUCACUGUCCAUCAACAGGAGCUGUGGCAACCUGUAACGCUGUUUGCUGAGAACCUGGACCUGAAAGGUGGCAUUCUGACACCUAGGAGCACCACGACCCCGGGAUGACUGGAGAGAAGCUGCUUUGGUUCACAGUCCGUAUUCCCACGUGUUCGUUGAAAGGUGACAACACUUCCAAUCUGGGCACUUGAGAUCCGUGGGCUGGGCCUGGGUCCACUCUGCACUGUUGAGGUAGAUCUGGGGCGUACCACCUCUCCUUCCCAACUCCAGGGAGUCAUGGAGGACAAACGCAACAUCCCCAUCAUCGAGUGGGAGCACCUGGACAAGAGGAAGUUCUACGUGUUUGGGAUUUGCAUGACUAUGAUGAUCCGGGUGAGCGUUUACCCUUUCACGCUCAUCCGGACGCGGUUGCAGGUUCAGAAGGGCAAGAGCCUCUACAACGGGACCUUUGAUGCCUUUGUGAAAAUCCUGCGGACAGAAGGGACAGCUGGGCUAUACCGUGGCUUUUUGGUCAACACUUUCACCCUGAUCUCUGGCCAGUGCUACGUGACGACAUACGAGCUCACCCGAAAGUACGUGUCACGCUACAACAACAACAACGCUGUGAAGUCCCUGGUGGCGGGCGGCUCAGCCUCCCUGGUGGCCCAGAGCAUCACGGUGCCCAUCGACGUGGUCUCCCAGCACCUCAUGAUGCAGAGGAAGGGGGAAAGCAUGGGCAGGUUCAAGGUGCGGAACCAAGAUGGCAAGCGGAUGCUGGUCUUUGGCCAAACCAAGGACAUCAUUGUACAGAUCUUCAAGGCCGAUGGCUUUAGAGGCUUCUACAGGGGCUACGUGGCCUCGCUGCUCACCUAUAUUCCCAACAGCGCGGUUUGGUGGCCCUUCUACCACUUCUAUGCCGAACAGCUCUCUAGCCUGACUCCUAAAGACUGUCCCCACCUCCUCCUGCAAGCUAUAUCCGGGCCGCUUGCGGCUGCCACAGCUUCCACGCUCACCAACCCCAUGGACGUCAUCAGGGCUCGGGUGCAGGUGGAAGGCAAGAGCUCCAUCAUCCUCACCUUCAAACAGCUCAUAGCAGAGGAAGGUCCCUGGGGCCUGACGAAAGGCCUCUCUGCCCGCAUCAUCUCAGCCACUCCCUCCACCAUCGUCAUCGUGGUGGGAUACGAAACGCUGAAGAAGCUGAGCCUCCGUCCAGAGCUGGUGGAUUCGAGACACUGGUAGAGACAGCUGGUGGGAGAGAAACCUUCUUUUGAACCUUCUGGAUUUGGACCGUCACGGUUGAAAGCUCAGGAGGAGAGGCGGCUGGAGGCUCCUCUGUCUCCAGCUAACAGGGAGCAGGUUUCACAGUACAAGGCAGAAGCAAGAGCAACAGCAAUUCACCUCUUAGAUCUGAUUGCAAUACAAUGCUCUGCUGCUGUUUCUGGUUAAAAUCAUCAAAAAUGUGACCUUUGGCAAUGCUCUUUGCCUGUGACAGUUCCUUCCAGGGCAGCCAGGUGUGUGAAUGAAUCCUGGCAAGUUCUUAAUUCUCUUUUUUUUUAAAUUAAAGACUUAGCAGUUGGAGCAAAAAGCCAGUUUAUUCUUUAAAUUAUUUUAAUGUUUGCCAAACUUCUAAGAAGGGCCAUGUAACAGACUGCAGCAGAGCCCUCUGGUGGGUUGCGUGCUGAUUGCAAUUGUACUGUGCGAAGGCGGAAAAAUAGUAUAGACAAGUAAAUUUUCCCAAUCAUCCACUUUUAUUUCUAGAAGAUGUGAGAAGACAGUAACCUGGAACCACUUAAGACCUUAUUUACUGCCUUUGGAAUAGCUCUGUACAUACCUUUUUUUGUAUAUUCUUGGAAAAUGUUUCCUAGCUCUCAUCCUUCAAACAGCAAACCAGCUGUUAGGCAAGUUAAGAAUCGUGUUGGCUGUCUGUAAUUAGUUGAUGGCAAUUUUGACACCUAACCUAUGUUUUUAAUCUGUUGUUAUUUAAUUUUUUAUUUCAGGGAAGCUUAUUCUGAUUUCUGGGGGACUGAAUGGUUCUGUGGCCUUGUUCAAUGUGAGUGUCAAUACUGCAUGUUCAGGGGAGACAGAGGCUGCUGCUGCUUCCCCCCUUCAGUCGGUUUAAGCACAAACAAGUCCAGAGCGUGGGGGAAGCGUCAGAUUGCUGUGCUGCUGGGAACUGAACAUGAUUUGAGCCACAACUGGACGUGAGGUGGGGAAGAAAAAAAGCUUCUACUGGCUUUUGAUCCAGUUCAAACCUGAUUGGCAUGUUCAUAUUGAAUAAGAAGUAAUGGUUCGCUAAUACAGUGCAAGUUUAAAUCCUGCUUAUCCUGUUUGGGAAGGGCAAGGACAACUCUUUGCACGCUCUCGCUGGAUCAAAAUCUUAAGCGAUGUUGUGUUUCUUACCAAAUGAAAACUCGCAGUCAAGUUAUGAAGCAAGAGACUGCUCUCUGGGGAGGAGGAGCAAAGGGAUUGCUUGACUCGCUCUGCUCGUCUCAAUAUUUGAGACUAGCGUCUCGCGCUGCCAGCCCGCACGCGGUGCUCACCCCGGUUAGUUGUGUGUCUGACGGGUGAGAGAGACGCUUCCAAAUAAGCGGCCUGCGUAGCUGAGACAGAUAAGUUACCGCCUCUGUUCAUCUCGCUGCCAACACGAGGGAUUUGUGGUUGUAGGGUUGAUCCUGCUAAACUGUGGCUGCUGCCAGUCUCUCAGCUGCCUUUUCACCUUGGACUCGGUACGGCUCUUGCCUUUGAGCCCCGGUGCAGAGACUGGACGUGCCGCAGUGUCUGUCGCGGGUGGAGUAAGUAUAGACAGUUGCUGCUGAAGUCAGAGAGCGACGUUAAUGUUCAAGGGCGGAACUUGCUCUUAAAGCACAGCACCACCUCUUAAAUAGGGUUGCGGAGGAGUCUUCAAAGGCUUCUUUUAAUCCCGCUUUUGUUUUCUGCAGCAUUAAGUAAGGUGAUGUAUGCCAGAGCCACUGACAGAGCUGUUGAGCAGCCUGCAGAACACUGCUUUUGUUGUUGGAUUUUUGUUGUCGUUUAAAAGGCUCUUCUGUUAAAAUCGGCCCAUUCUAUAAUAGCUGAUUCUGCUGUAAAGAUUAUGAAGUGGAAUAGCAGCAUCACAGAAUGGCUAGGAAGCAUCCCGAGUGUGUAGUAGCCCUGGUCUUGUGCAGAGGCAGUAGCAAUACUGCUAUUAAAAAAAAUAAGAAUAAUAAUCAGCAUUUGAUGGUUACCAACAGGAUGGUUCUCAGUGUGUCAGGGGAAGCGGCAGACACCACAACUUCAGGGAGACAGUCUCAAGCUUAAUGUUCUUCUCUUAAUCAGAGAAGUUCUGGUAACUACUAAAACUUUACAGACCUUGCACUCAACACCUGAAUUUAAAAGUUUCAGCGCACUUGCCAGGCGAGUCUGCCAGUUUGUGUGAUUUCGCAACCAUGCUUUCUUAUUUUAAAGCUUUACCUUUCAAGCAGCACUAGGAGAGACCUACCCAGCAGAGGCUGACUGGAAAAACAGUGCAAGCGAUUACGCACAGAGCUGGACAAGCCAGAAAAAACAGCUAAAGCACGCACAGCACCUGAAACCGUAGGUUAGGCAGUCUGGAAAAGCGCGAGUCCUCCCUUAUAGCGCUGUUAGUUCUGGUUAACUCGUACGAGCAGUGGAGUAGCUUUGCAAGGCAAAACUGUGAGUGAUCCGUCUCUUUUCCUUCUUUCUGUGCUGUACUUGGAUUACGCGUCUGCCCCGUUGUCUUCGCCUCGAUCGAUGCUUUUUGAGGCGAUCAAGGUGAGGAACAGGAGUUGGUUGUUAAGCUCGGACAGGGCGGAGGUUUGCACUGAGGCUCCCAAGAGGAGCAUGUUGUGUUUGAUCGGUCUCCAUUAGCGGUUAGAGCGCCGUUUCCUGCUGUACCGGGGCAGGCGAAGCCGCCCCCCCCCCCCCCGGUGGUUUUACUGAUCCCUGCUGUGCUGCUCCAGCCCCGGGGGGCUGCUGUUGGGGGGACGCCCCCCUGCCCCCGGGGCACACUGUGUUCUGCACGGCGGCAUGCAGCAUCCCACCGGUGCCGUGCCCCCCCUGCUCGCGCCCUGCAUGCCCCCGGCCCCCCCGCGCCGCUCCGGGCUUUGUGCCGCGGCAGAGGGGCUGGAGCCCCCCGGGGCCUGGCCCGUGGGGGGGGGGGGGGGGGGACCGGGGGGGUCCUGCUGCCGAGCUUGCGCUGGUGUAACGAGUCCCCGAGCGGCGUCAUUAAAGGUUUUUUUUGUUAUUUAUCUGCA